UAGUUACGCCAAGUUAAAAAUGUAUGUCUAUUGUAUUAUCACAUGAUUAAAUAGCUACAAAUGUACUUCCUACGACGGACGCUCGUAAAAAAUAAAUUGCCUGACAUGACAAUAAUACGUACAUACCUGUCACGAAACCAUAUACACACACCCACACCCCUACACACACACGCACACACAUACACACAUGAAUAUACACGAAAACACUCACACGUACGUGUCCAUACUGUUUUCCUAUAUUAUUGGUAUCGAUAACCACCGGCCGUUGUCACCGUAAAACGUGUAAACACUGUAGCCAAGCGUGCUACAGUUGACUUACCAAAAUGUUUCCCAUCUAUCGCUGUUCCAAUAAUCAUAUAUCAUUUUUAUCAUCACACUAGUCGUCAUAGUCGCAUUACCGGUGCUGUGAAUUUAUAUAGACGGCUUUGUAUUUCGCGUAAUCACAUUCAGUUGUAUCCGUAGCCACACCGUUUCCGUUUCGACCACCGAGAAAUGCGUCGUCGCCUCGCCGCAGUGUUCCGCAGUAGGUGGUUGCGAUGUGCGAUGGCCGCUCUGGCCCUCAACUACGCGGCCGAAUGCGUGGCCCGCAACGAACCGUACUGGGAAACGGACGUGGCCUACCUGCACUGGUCAACCGACGUACCAGCGGUCACCGUGUGCCCCGCAGCUUCCGGUUCUCCGGCAGAUCACCUUCGACCACCGACGCCGAGUAACCCAAUGUUCAAUGAGAUUGACAAUACCUUAAGUAUAAAUAUAAUAAAACGGACGAGCGAGUUUAAAAAAAAGGAUAGUUUUGUAUUUUGUAAAAAUAUGUUUAAACAUUGUUCGUGGAAUGGAAAAGCAUUCAACUGUUGCAGACAUUUUCAACCACACCGAUUCAUCAUUGAAACCCCCUGUUUUUGCAUAAAUUCUCUACAAACAGUUAACAAGAAAAAGAAAUUAGUCGUAAGCCAUUUUUCGAAAAAUGGAGAGUUAAAAAUGGAAUUCAAUGAGCCAGUUGAGAUUUCACUGCACAGUUCGGUAGACGUACGAUUUGGGGAGUUACAGCAACAAUACGUUACGAUAAACGCGGGCGACGAAAUGGAACUGUUGUAUACGACCCGUCAAAUCGUCGAGGACGUUUCGUUGGUAGCUUUGGACUUGACCAAACGUGGAUGUUUGUUGCAAGACGAGAGAAAGUUAUUUCAUCACCACGUUUACAGUAAAUCCGCCUGUUUACUAGAGUGUGCUUUGCGCCGACCCGAAGUAUACGCUAAUAAUUAUACGUUGUGCGAUUGCCCUCCAACAUGCGCAGAAAUGGAAAUAAAUGCCGUAUGGAAUGGAACCCAAAGAUCGGUCGAUAAUGUUACAAGAAGCAUUCUCACGAUGACAAAACCAGCAACGGAGCGAUUGGUAAUGAAAGCCAGAAAAGAUUACGUUGAUUUAAUAGUUAUCGUUGCCUGUAUGUUACAAUUGUUCACUGGAAUAAAUCUGUUGGACAUUCCAAAAUUUAUAUUCAAGAAAACUAAACCCUGAAAUUAUAUAACUUUUAGUAGAUAUAAUUUAAGUUAAAUUUAAAAUGAUCGUUACAUUUUUAUUAUUUAUUCAUAAUCCAACAUUCAAUAACUUAUUCGAUUUUUUUGACAAAUUAUUAUUGAUUUAAUAUAAAUAAGUUUCUAUCAAAUAGUAGCUUUAA
Molecule: messenger RNA, 1675 nt
Organism: Acyrthosiphon pisum (pea aphid)
Lineage: Eukaryota; Metazoa; Arthropoda; Insecta; Hemiptera; Aphididae
Exons: 8
Coding region: 493-1515 (340 amino acids)
Biological process (GO): sodium ion transport
Cellular component (GO): membrane
Molecular function (GO): sodium channel activity
Source: RefSeq, a predicted model, not a curated record